GUCCAUUCUCAAUCUUGUCCAGCACCAUCCCAACCAACGCAUUUGAGGUUUGUCUUUAUCAGGGCACAUUUUUAUAUUCACGCCAUUAUCCCUGUUAUAUUUCACUUUUCUUUUCAACUGUACUUUCUUACAACACAACCAAAAUAAUAACAAUAAUGCUUUCCAUCAAGAGACAGGCGCUUGCUAACGCCGGCCGCAUUCUGUCGCGCCCUCACAUCCUGGCCAACAUCUCCUCGGCUUCAGUUCGCGCAUACCACAGCAAGCUCGUCAAGUCUUCUGACGAGGCAAUCAAGGACGUCAAGGCCGGGGACAAGCUUUUGUUUGGCGGUUUGAACCUGAUCAAGGCCAUUAUUCGUCGCAAGGACAUCCAGCAGAUCACUGCUGUUUCUAACACAGCCGGAACUGCUGACUAUGGUUUGGGAACUUUAAUGCAGAGCCGUCAGAUCAAGCGCAUGGUGGCCAGCUAUGUCGGCGAGAACAAGGAGUUUGUCCGGCAGUAUCUUGGCGGCGAGCUUGAGCUCGAGCUCGUUCCCCAGGGCACUCUUGCCGAGCGCAUUCGCGCCGGUGGUGCUGGUAUCCCCGCCUUCUACACCUUGACUGGCGCUGGAACUCAGGUCGAGACUGGUGGCAUUCCCAUCAAAUUCAAUAAGGAUGGUACUGAGGUCCUGAUUGCUAGCAAGCCUCGUGAGACCAAGGUGUUUGACGGCAGAAAGUACGUCAUGGAGGAGGGUAUCACCGGUGACUUUGCCUUGUACUCUGGUAACAACUUCAACGCACCCAUGGCUACUGCCGGUAAGAUCACCAUUGCCGAGGUUGAGGAGCUUGUUCCAGUUGGCGAGCUCAAGCCCGACGAGAUUCACAUCCAAGGCAUCCAUGUCCACCGCAUUCUCAAGGGUGAGGUUUACGAGAAGCGUAUUGAGAAGCUGACUCUCCGCCGCUCGGAUGCUGAGGAGCAGGAGCUUUCAGGAUCGAUGAAGAAGCGUAUCCAUAUCAUCAAGCGCGCUGCCCGCGAGUUCAAGAACGGCAUGUACGUCAACCUGGGCAUUGGUAUGCCGGUUCUUGCCAGCAACUACAUUGCCCCUGAUAUCACCGUUCAUCUCCAGAGUGAGAACGGUAUUCUUGGCAUGGGCCCCUUCCCGACCGCCGAGGAAGUCGAUUGCGAUGUUAUCAACGCUGGUAAGGAGUCCGUCACUGUUCUGCCUGGCGGCAGUUGCUUCUCCAGCGACACUUCCUUUGCCAUGAUCCGCGGUAACCGCAUUGAUAUGACCAUCCUCGGUGGCAUGCAGGUUUCUCACAGAGGUGAUCUGUCCAACUGGGUUGUCCCCGGAAAGGUUGUCAAGGGAAUGGGCGGUGCCAUGGAUCUUGUCUCUGCUCCCAAGUCCCGCGUUGUUGUCACCAUGACUCACAAUGCCAAUGACGGUUCCCCCAAGAUCAUGCACGAGAACACAUUGCCGCUCACCGGUGCCAAUUGUGUUGACCGCAUCAUCACUGACAAGUGCGUGUUUGAUGUUGUUCCCGGAAAGGGUCUUUUGCUGCGCGAGCUGUCCUACGGCUAUACCGUUGAGGAUAUUAAGGCGUGCACCGCUUGUGAUUUCGAGGUUGCCUCGGACGUUGCCGAGACCUACUAAAUACAAAAUAGAAACCUAUAUGUGAUAUAUACAUCAAUCUAAUAUACAUAGCAUACAUUUUAACAUUUAAUGUCUUGCAAACCCGAUGAAAAUUGUAAAACAAAAAAUUG
Messenger RNA from Kickxella alabastrina, 1738 nucleotides. RefSeq names its product 3-oxoacid CoA transferase 1. The transcript is spliced from 3 exons. Gene Ontology annotation, biological process: ketone body catabolic process. The record is from RefSeq and is a predicted model, not a curated record. Gene Ontology annotation, molecular function: CoA-transferase activity. Lineage: Eukaryota; Fungi; Kickxellomycota; Kickxellomycetes; Kickxellales; Kickxellaceae. Bases 156 to 1628 code for a protein of 490 amino acids.